Messenger RNA from Onthophagus taurus, 1242 nucleotides. It is a transcript of the gene PIG-L, whose product is annotated as Phosphatidylinositol glycan anchor biosynthesis class L. Gene Ontology annotation, cellular component: endoplasmic reticulum. The record is from RefSeq and is a predicted model, not a curated record. Gene Ontology annotation, molecular function: N-acetylglucosaminylphosphatidylinositol deacetylase activity. NCBI's taxonomy places the organism in Eukaryota, Metazoa, Arthropoda, Insecta, Coleoptera, Scarabaeidae.
GUACCGAAUCAAACAUAACCUCAAAUGUCAAAGUAUAAGAAAAAAAUUUGUCGUUGGAUUUUUCGAUCGUUUUUGCGCCCUAUUUAUAGAGUUUUGAUAUUUAUGUAACCGAUGCCGCGUCCUAAGAGUAUUUAUAAAUACCGUUUAAUGUGGUCAUGAGUAAAGAUUUCCUCUGGAGAAGCAAUUGCGUUCAGAGGUUAAUAACGUUCGAGUUUUGGUCGGAUUUGAUAACCCAGGUGAGAACGUACACCGAAGACGCCGUGGAGCACCUAGUUUUAGCAUGUUUCCUUUACAUCACGUUCUGCGUGCUACUUUACGCUUUAAUAACCCGCUGGGAUAAGAUACGAUUCACGCGAGAGAUCGACAAUUCAAAUCGUACUUUGUUGGUGAUUGCGCACCCGGACGACGAAUGCAUGUUUUUUGGCCCCAUCGUACACCAUCUCAUAGAAAACGAUUCGUGUCGAUUGUACGUGAUUUGUUUGUCGAUGGGGAACGGAUACGGAUUGGGGAAAAAGAGGAAACAAGAACUUUAUGAUGCGUGCCGAAUUUUAGGGGUAAACGAAGGCGAUAUCACCAUUUAUAAUAACACGUAUAUGCAAGAUUCAAUCGAUGGGAGUUGGCCCACGGAGUUAGUGGCAAAUUUGAUUUUACAACAAGUUGAAAUGUACAACAUUGAUACAUUAAUUACAUUUGAUAAACAUGGAGUUAGUAGACACAUUAAUCAUUGCAGCAUAUAUUACGCAAUCGCCCAUUUGAGUCUGGAUAAAAGAUUACCACCACAAUGUAGAGUUUACGUUUUGGAAAGUGUAAAUAUUGUUAGGAAGUAUUGGUUUUUGUUGGAUAUACCAUUAAGCUUUUUGUUAUCUAGGUAUAGGUACAUUUUAAGAUCGGACGGGCGAACCAAACUCCGCCAAGCUAUGAAAAAACAUCAAUCACAACUCGUUUGGUACAGAAAAUUAUACAUGUUAUUCUCUCGAUACAUAAUCAUCAACACGCUCCAACAAAUGGAUUUAAGCGAUAUCGAACUUGAUUUAGUCGAUGAUUAACUCUAUCAUUAUUAUUAUUAAUUAAUGAAUUAAUUAAAAGAUAAGUGCAAUAAGUUUUUUUUAGUUCGUUAACUAAAAAAAUCGGCUCAAAUAAAAUCUUCCUUUAAUCGUUAAUCGUCGUAUUUCGAUUAAUUUUAAAUUUGCGUUUUUAUAAAAGUAUUAUAAUUAGUUUCGUAAAUAAAUCAAAUAAAAAUCA